GGCGGGCCGGGGCUACGCCGAAGAGGAUGCUGAUGGCGGCGGAGGAGGAGGUGCGGCGGCGCGGCGUCCUCCAGUCGGGGAUGCGCGUCCUCCGUGAGCAGCAUCGGGGCUGGCGGGACAUGCUGGCCACCUGCCUGCCGCUGCUGCGGGCCCUGGGCAACGUGGCUCGGCAGGCGGAGGCGGCGCGGAGGGUAUCCUUCGGAGAGACGCCGCUGCGGGCCUUCGCGCGCCUGCCGGAGCAGCUGCGACUGAAGCAGUGGGCGGCCAUAGAGGCGGUGCUGGCGGAGCUGCGCCGGGAGAAGCUGCCGGCGCUGCGGGAGGCUCGGGAUGCCAUCGGCGCGCGCCUGGUGCGGCUGCUGGCGCUCGAGGGGCCCCGCGAGCCCUUCCCGUCCUGGGCCGGGCUGCUGGCCGGGCUGCUGGACGCCGAGGCGCUCUACCACACCGUGUACUUGGAAGCGCAGCUGCUGUUGCUCUCGCUGAGCUACCGAGACUUGGCGGGGUUGCAGGCGGCCCCUCAGGCCUGGGAGCGGAUAAUGCAGCACGGGUACCGGAGAGACCGCCUGGAAGAAACGUUGCUGAAAGCCACCUUCUUUCUGGAGGACACCGCCACUGACACAUGAGAGCCCAAAGCAGCAGCAGCGGCUUGUUUGCUCCCCCCUCACCCCAGUGGAGGAUUCUUCCAGGCCAGCCCUGCUAUCUGAAGGCUCCUGGACUUGGAGUCUGCCCUGCAGGAUUGAGUGACUUUUGCAGCUCAGACUUAAAUUUCCACCCUGGAGCCUCUUUUCCAAUCUGGAGCCCAGUUCUUGGAGGCACCUCAACCUCACUGUAAAUAAAAAUGAUUUCCUGUC
Molecule: messenger RNA, 848 nt
Organism: Pseudonaja textilis
Lineage: Eukaryota; Metazoa; Chordata; Lepidosauria; Squamata; Elapidae
Gene: AIRIM
Product: AFG2 interacting ribosome maturation factor
Cellular component (GO): cytoplasm; nucleus
Source: RefSeq, a predicted model, not a curated record